CUUUCUGGUAGGCUCAACAUAAUCUUUUCUACCACUUUCAAAUCAAUGAGGGAGUCUCCCAUGAGUUUGCUCUGAUUUACAAGUUUCAUCAGAUCUUCAACAAACUCACCUACUGGCUGAUUCUCUUUCAUUCUCAGAAGCUCAUAUUUCCUUCUGAGAUUUUGCAAACGCACCUGUUUGCUCCUUGCAGACCCCAAAAACUCCUUCUCAAGUUUACUUUAAGCCUCGUUUGCAGUCUCACGUCCCAUAAUCCUGUUGAAAACCGAUUCAGACACUGCUGAAUGUAUGAAUGACAAGGCUCUAUAUCUCUUUGCAAUAUCUUCUUCAUAUUGCUUCACCUGAGCCUGUGAAGCAUUCUCCUUCAGCACUGGCAAUUCAGUUUCAAACUCAAUAGCAUUCCAGAGGUUAACACCUCUUAGAAAUGCCUUCAUUUUUAUGGCCCAAACUGCAUAAUUGGAACCAUAAAAAAAAAGAGGUGACUGCUGUGUAAUGGUUGAAGUUGAAGUUGACAUGUUUGAUAAAGAAGUUUGGUUAUUGUAGAUGAGACUUUUAAGGUAAUUUGUAAGUGUUUAAACUGACUCAAAGGAUCAAUUCACAGCUCUGAUACCAUGUUCUUGUUAAUGCAGAAAAGAGGCAGCAGGCAUGCAAAGAAGAAAGUAAAAACAAAUAGACAAAACAGAGAGUAGAACUUGGUUAAUAUCGAUCCCUUGCAUUAACUGACGAGAAAUGCAUUAAUAUAUACAAGAGCUGUUUAACUAACACUUGUACAAAAAAUAUCCAAGUGUUUGACACAUCAUUAGAGCAAACAUGCAGUGCUUACACGUCCUAGGACAAAUGUGCAGCAACAUGCACUGUGAAUUACCAAACCAGCACAACAAAACAAAGUGGACACUUGUCCUGUACAUAGUUAGACAAAAUGACAUUCAAGCUAGUUUUUAUCUCAACAAGAAUGUCUGCUGACGAAAAUUCGAGCUCAUUUACAAUUGGUAACUUUGCACAAGAGAAGGGUUUGCCAUACGUUCCGAAAUGCUAUGUAGUUUCACCUUCAAAUCGUUCGAGCUUGGACUUGGUUCCUGAGAAAGCUCAAGUGCCGACCAUUGAUCGGUUGAGACAGAAUGACAGUGAACGCUCAGCCGCCAUCAAAGAGCUUGGUGAUGCUUGUCUCCGUGGGGGCUUCCUUCAAGCAUCCCCUUUAGAAACUAAAGAAAACCCUUUUAUAGCCACUAGAAAGUCAGAGACAAGAUAUCCCUCUGACACAUGUUUGCUUGAAUGGUCAUGUUUCAGAGCAAAGAUGGGCAAAUAUUAUGCAGAAGUUAGGAAACUGGCCUUGGAAAUAAUGGGAACAAUCAGAGAGAGCCUUGGUAUAGUUCCAAACCAGCUAGGCAAAAAAAUGGAGGAUGGCGUGCAGGUCAUGGCGGUAAAUUGUUACCCACCGUGCCCUGAACCAGAAAUGGCACUAGGAUUGCCACCACAUUCGGAUUACACUUUCUUAACCAUUGUCCUCCAGAACUCAUCAGGCCUUGAAAUCUUGGACACUGAGGAUGGCAAGUGGAAGAUUGUCCCAGUGCUUCAUCCUGUAGGUGACCAUUUUGAAGUGCUGAGCAACGGCUUAUACAAGAGUGUUAUGCACAGGGCUAUCCUGAACUGUGAAAGGACUAGAAUCUCCACUGCUAGCCUGCAUAGUUUGGGCAUGGAUGACAAAAUGGGAACUGCCAAAGAGCUUGUGGAUGAGAAGCGUCCUAAGGGAUACAAAGAAAGUAGCUUCAGGGAUUUCCUAGAUUUCAUUGCAACAACUGAUAUUGGAGAUGGGAAGAGCUUCAUUGGCACACUUAAGCUUGAAAACUAAGGGGUUUGCUUCUGAAUCUAAA
This is a messenger RNA of Theobroma cacao (cacao), 1868 nucleotides long. Lineage: Eukaryota; Viridiplantae; Streptophyta; Magnoliopsida; Malvales; Malvaceae. The record is from RefSeq and is a predicted model, not a curated record.